Molecule: messenger RNA, 1958 nt
Organism: Nelumbo nucifera (sacred lotus)
Lineage: Eukaryota; Viridiplantae; Streptophyta; Magnoliopsida; Proteales; Nelumbonaceae
Product: FCS-Like Zinc finger 10-like
Source: RefSeq, a predicted model, not a curated record
CUGUGUGUGAGAGAGAUUAUAUCAGAAGCCUCACUGCUUCGCUGAUUUUGAUGCAUGGAAGGGAAGAUACAACUGAAGAGCGAGAAAAAAAAAAGAGAGAAAAGAGCAGAGAGAGAGAGAGAGAGAAGGGAAAGAGGAGUACUGCACAAGUUUCAUACCUUUGUCAAACAUAUAUUUUACUGCUUCUGGGGACUCCUCAAACUCAUCUGUGAAGUUCUCAGGGGAAAGAACCAGCUUACCUAAAUGCUGAGAAAGAGUUUCUACUUUCUUCAAGGGGGGCUGAGGUCUUGAGAUAAUGCUGAGGAAGAGGAGCAGAUCACUUCAGAAAGAUCAAUCCAAGAGCCAUAUAAUGCCUGAUUGUGCUUCGGAGUCAGGUUUUCAAUCUGAUGUCUCGGGGCAGAAGCAUAAAGGCAGCUCUUUUUUCAGUGUUCCCGGUUUGUUUGUAGGGUUUGGGUCCAAGGGUUUAUCAGACUCUGAGUCAGCUAGGAGCCCUACAUCUCCCCUGGACUAUAGGAUUUUCUCAGGUCUAGGCAACCCCUUUAGGUCUCCAAGAUCAUGCUCUGAUGGCCCUCAAAAGAGCUGGGAUUGCAGCAAAGUGGGUCUCAGCAUUGUGGAUUCACUCAAUGAUGAAUCCAAGCCAUCUGGGAAAGUUCUCCGAUCAUCAGAGAGUAAGAGUAUUCUGUUUGGAUCGCAGAUGAAGAUGAACAUCCCUUCUCCCCGUAGGCAUUUGGAGGGUUCGGUUGAUUCUAUUGUGGCACCCAGGUCUCUGCCCAAAAGCUUCGUGCCAUUGCCGCAUACCCUGAUUAAAAUACCCCUUAUUGAAAUCCAAUUAGAACCCAUGCAGAUUGGAAAAGUCCGAUCUUGUCUGUCAGAUUCCGGCAGAUCAUCACCACCUUGGGAUUUCAGCAGGUCCCCAUCACCCUUAACCAACUUAGCAAACGGUAACAUCAAUUCAAAUGUCAAAGAUAUUUGGGCAGAACAGAAAACCAUUCAAUCUGGUUCACCUCCCAUAAUUAGCGGAGUUCCAAAUUUAGACAAUUCUUUGGGUAUGAAACCAAGUUCACUUCCGAUAUCCAUUGGUUCUGGCCAUGGGUUUAUGGGGUCUCUGUCUGCAAGUGACAUAGAGCUUUCUGAGGACUAUACCUGUGUAAUUUCUCAUGGCCCAAAUCCUAGAACAACUCACAUUUUUGGUGACUGCAUUUUAGAAUGUCACAUUAAUGAUUUAAUCAAUUGUAGUAAGAAAGAACAAGGGAUUGGAUCGCCCCGGGUGGAGAAGCGCUCGGAUGGUUCUGUUCCGUACCCUUCGAAUGAUUUUUUGAGUUUCUGCUACUCUUGCAAGAAGAAAUUGGAUGAAGGGAAGGACAUCUUCAUGUACAGAGGUGAGAAAGCAUUUUGCAGUAGCAGUUGCCGUUCCCAGGAGAUUUUGGUUGAAGAGGAAAUGGAGAAAAGUAGCAAUAAUUCCUCUGAAAACUCUCCCGAGUCCACCUGCCCUGAGGAAAUUUUCCUAGCCGGCAUGGUUGUAGCUACAUAAUAAAGCACUAUAAAGCCACCAUUCCAUGAUUGAUGAAAUUGUCACAGAGGUAAACACCCCAGAUCAUCUGUUUAAAAGAGCUGUCUAUGUGAAUCUGUUAUCAGCCAUGGAUGGUCGUUAUGUACAUUCUCUGUUUGCUGAUUGAGUUUCAGCUUUCAUGGUAUUGGGUUGGUCAUGGGCGGCAGACUGCUAGCUUAUUUUUUGUUUGUUUCUUUUCUUUUUUCCUCCAAAAUUGGGACAUUGUUGCAAGCUUAGACUUCUGAUGUCUCAUAAUUUUGAUUAGAAAGGGUAGAAGCUGAUGUACUGGCUCCCCGCUUUUUCAUUGUUCCUGCUCUCUUUUGGCAACUGUUUAUCGAUAAGCUUCUUAACUGGAUAUUGAAUAUAAGUUACUUUUACAUGAAAAUGAUUCGCAACUUGUUUCAAUUAC